UUUUCUUUUCCUUUUUCUUAAUUAUUUUUUUAUUUGAUAAGAAUACCCUUUUAAUUCAUGGGUUCUGUUCCGAUUUCUUUUAAACAACGAUUUUGAAGCUAUUUCGUAUUUUUUGUUCUUAAUAAUGCCAUCAUAAUUUUAAGAAAAAGGGAGUGUACGGGAAAAGGAAAAAAAUGGUUCCUUUGUUUUUAUCUGAGCCAAAUUGGGAUGAUGAAGAGGGAGAUAAUGAAGCUUCCAGUCAGAUAGUAUCGCUUUUAAGCAAAUUGGGUUCGGUUAUUUGGUCACUGAUGGUCUCUGGAGGUCGCUCUGAGGCUCGGCUAUGGCUUUGCAAUGCGGUAUCGCGCUUAAGUUCAAUCUCUCCUCACCAUAAGAGAGAUAUCUUUAUGAAGAUGUUGACAUCGAAGCCAACAAGGAAGGGUUUAGCAUCUCAACUCUUGCAAUUGGUUUUUGAGAAGAGGCCAAGGAAAGUUGGCUCUAUCUUGGCCAACAAAAGUUACUUGCUUGAGAAGUUUUUCCAAGGGAACCCGAAGCGAAUAAUGCAGUGGUUCUCCAAUUUUGGAGAUGGCGGUGGAUUGGAGCACAAAAAAGGCGCAAAGGCAUUGUCUCAAUUUGCUUUCGUAAAUAGGGAUAUCUGUUGGGAGGAGCUUGAGUGGAAGGGAAAACAUGGGCAAUCACCUGCAAUGGUUGCCACAAAGCCUCAUUAUUUUCUUGACUUAGAUGUCCAACGAACAGUUGAAAAUUUCCUUGAAAACGUGCCUGAAUUUUGGUCUUCCCCUGAGUUUUCCGAAUCACUGAAAGACGGGGAGAUUCUUUUCAUGGAUACGAAGUUCUUUGUGGAACUUUUCAUCGAUUUAAUGUAUAAAGAGGAUUUAGAUGAUAUAUGGGAAGUAAUAAGUGAGUUUCUGAAGGAGGAAUCGUUUUCAUCAUUGUGUCAUCACCUUCUUAUCAUUCUUGAAGAGAGUGAAUUCCGCAUCUUUCUGGAAUUGCUUCUUGGAUAUAUCAGUCCGAGGAUAGAACAUAAGGAUUUUGGUAAUUCAUCUUAUCUCCUAGAGUUUAUACUUUGUAAAUGCGGUGAUCCAGGAUCCUUUGAUACGCUACUUAUGUUAAAUGCUAUCAUCAAUCAAAGAAGACAGCUUCUCCGGCUUGUAAAUGACGAAGAGUGUCAGGACGAAAAUGAGCAAGUCAAAGAUAUAGUAUCACAAAUGUGCAAAACCUCCACUAAUACCUAUACUUUAGCUUCGAUCCUUAAAGAAUGCGCCAAAGCCAAACCCAUUGAAGCAAUAAAAUUAUUGGGGCUUUAUUCUUGGGUUAUAUAUUACAGACUGUCAAAGGAAUGCCAGACACCAGGAUCCUGGGAAGCUUUGUUUCUGAGUAAUGGGAUAAGUUUCCACGAAUCUGGUAAAUAUUCUAUGCUUAAUGAUGAAGGUCCUUUAGAUGACAAUGACUCGGCAGGGGAUGAUAGAGCAUCAAGUAGGCGCAGGAAGAAAAAGAAAAGAAGAAAGAGGACAAGGCACUUUGAUCAUGAUGGUGGAUAUGAUGAUGAGUUGCUUGAUUUUGAUGCUUCAGAAAGAAGGUUGGGAUUACAAUCUGGCGGCGGAAGUUGGUUGCUAUCAAUCGAUGAUUUUUCUACAUCAUGGACCAAUGUAGAUUUGCCGGAGCAUCUUUCAAACCACUGCUUGUCUACAUGGAUGAAGCAGCUUGCAUCCCAAUGGAGUAAUGUGGCUAAUGCUUGGUAAGGGAGCGCAGCAGAGUCAUGUGUCUUUAACAUCAUACAGGCCUGUGUAUGAACAAACGUGGGGUGUUGCAUUAGAGGGGCUCUGUGCAUUGGUCCCUCAGGUAUUCCGGUGGAGACAUCCCUUCUUUCCUUGGAAUGUGCCUUUAAAAUCAGAGCAUCAAGUAGUGAAGUGGGUUGGGGCGACUUUGUAUUAAGCCUUCAAUUUUUCCACUGGACCCAAACAGGCACUAAAGGGGGAGCGCGGGGCAGGUUUUUGUUUACAAUAUUUCCCGAUGGUUGUUGAUUUGAAGAUGCAUAUCUUCAGCUAAUGAUUGUAUUUCUGUGGUUACAAAUGAAAUUAUUUGUAUACUAUCAAUAACGGAGAUUCAUUUUAGGGAUUCUAACCUUUGGUCAA
Messenger RNA from Gossypium raimondii (Peruvian cotton), 2129 nucleotides. RefSeq lists its product as uncharacterized. The transcript has 4 exons. Lineage: Eukaryota; Viridiplantae; Streptophyta; Magnoliopsida; Malvales; Malvaceae. The record is from RefSeq and is a predicted model, not a curated record. The coding region runs from base 174 to 1736 and encodes 520 amino acids.